UAUUUAUAGAGGUAUGUUGGAGAGCAGUUUAGCAGCUCUAUUUGUCUUUGCCAUUGCAACGUGUGCUAAUGCUGCAAGCAUCGGAACAAAGCAUGGCAACCAACCAACUCUUCUAGACACGGUCCACGGUAUCGUCAAUGAAAUCAUUGCUCAGGCUAGUACCACGCCAAGACCGGUGCCUGGUAAAAUGAACGUAUGUGAGAACCUUUGUCCAAAAUGGUGCCAGAAAAUUGAAGGAAUUGAUAGAAACUUUACAAACUGUCAUUAUAUGUGUGGCAAUUUGUGUAGCAUCAAGACGAGACAAACCAACCCAUUUAUUGGAAAUUUGAAAUUCGAAGUUGUUCCAAGCGAGUAUGAUUUCGCUCGAUAUGACUUAAAUCAAGACAAACACAUUUCAAUCCGUGAGUUUGCACACGUGGAAGGCAUUCCAGUUGACGAGGCGGUCGCCUUCUUUAACUUUUCAGAUUUCAACAAUGAUGGUUUCAUUGAUUCAGAUGAAUUUCAAGGAGGACCGUUAGUGUUCACGGUACAAAUGGCGUCAGAACUAAGUUCCAUCACCAUGAGUAAAUAAACAGUGUAAACAAUAACUGCGCAACAGUUUAUUUCAUCUAUAACGCUAAAUCGUAAAACAAUUUAAUGAUAUAUUAUUCUGCUUAUAUUUGAUAAAUGUGUUAUCACAUUAUUAAGAUAGUGAUGGGAUCAGAAUUGUAUCCCCUUGACGACAAAAUAACACACCAAAAACAUUUUUAGCACAUGUAUUUUCUAAGUCAAAUAGUGUGUAAUAACUUUACGUAACUUUGUCAUUUCAUAUCAAAUUCCUAACAAAAUUAAUAUGAGAGUUUUAUUCUUACAACUUUUAUUAUAAAAUUGUUGCAUAAUCAGUCACGUGUUAGUUCUAAGUGAAAGAAGAUAUACUUUAAACAUUUAGUUACCAUUAUUCCAUACUAGCUUAAAACCCAUAUCACAGUUCACUAAAAUGAAUUAGUCUACUAAUUGAAAAUGUCUGUUAUUUAUUUGCCAAAUCAACAAAGUAAUUAAGAAAAUAAAAUAGAACUUUUAAA
This is a messenger RNA of Ruditapes philippinarum (Manila clam), 1061 nucleotides long. RefSeq lists its product as uncharacterized. Lineage: Eukaryota; Metazoa; Mollusca; Bivalvia; Venerida; Veneridae. The record is from RefSeq and is a predicted model, not a curated record. Gene Ontology annotation, molecular function: calcium ion binding. Bases 14 to 571 code for a protein of 185 amino acids. The transcript is spliced from 5 exons.